UGUUCUACGUUGUACUACUAUGAAAACUUCAUUUCUAGGUCAGCAGUUAGAUGGCGGUGUUGGAUAGGGAGUUCAAAGAGGGAACAACAUCUCCGAAGAGAAAAUAUAUCUAGGGGUGCAGACUAUAUUUUGUCUGUACUUCAGAAGUUAUGCGUAUAAUGCGUUUGCUUCUGAACUCCUGUUUCAGGUUUUCGACAACUUACGUGGGUUCACAGAAAAGCCUAAAAACCGGGUGCAGUUCGCAAAUAUUGUCAUUUCACCAAAGAAAAAUGGUGCAUUACCAAAUGGAAGAAAGGGGGAAACCGAACACUCUUGACUACAGGAUAUAUUUUAAAACUUCAGAUGGCAAAUACAUUUCACCAUUCCAUGAUAUUCCACUCUUUGCAGGAGAAGAUCAGAUUGCAACUAAAGACCCACUGAACCCCAUUAGACAGGAUGUAAAAAAGGGCAAGCUUCGAUAUGUAGCAAAUGUCUUCCCUCACAAGGGUUACAUUUGGAACUAUGGAGCCCUUCCACAGACCUGGGAGGACCCAAGCCACGAGGAUAAUGACACAAAGGGCUGUGGCGACAAUGACCCAAUUGAUGUGUGCGACAUUGGUUCAAAGGUGUGUUCUCCAGGAGAGGUAAUUCAAGUAAAAGUCUUGGGGAUACUGGCAAUGAUUGAUGAAGGAGAGACCGAUUGGAAGAUAAUUGCUAUCAAUGUUGAAGACAAAGAUGCUGCAAACAUUAACACAAUAGAUGAUGUUCGAAAGCUCAAACCCGGGUAUCUGGAGUCUACAGUUGAUUGGUUCAAAAAGUAUAAGGUCCCUGAUGGAAAACCCGAAAACCAGUUUGCCUUUAAUGGAGAAUUCAAAGACAAGGAUUUUGCAAUAGAGGUCAUUAAAUCUACACACCAGUUCUGGAAGGCACUGACACUGAAACAGACUGAUGGAGGUGCAAUAAACUGUAAAAAUGUGUCGGUGUGUAACAGCCCUUUUCAAUGCAGCAAGGAGGACGCCUGCUCAAUAGUCCAGUCUGCCCCAGCAUUUGGGAUCUCAAAUGCAUUGCCUGAGGAAGUGAACAAGUGGCAUUUUCUUCCAAAUGAUUCUUGACCAAAUAUGGGGACUUCCUUGGAAACUGUGUUCAAAAGUUAAACAACCUUUCUAAAAAUUAAAUUGUAUAGUAGACAAGCACUUAAUACACAAACAGCUGCCAAGUCUAAACUGUGUCACAGAAUAAAAACAGAAUUAUUUGAAAAUGUGUUCUCUUGCUUUAUUGAUUAAUGAUAAGCCCUGAAAGUGUUUUUUUUGUUUGUUUUUUGUAAAUGAGUUGAUGUAAUAGUUUGAAAUGAAAGGUUAGUUUCGCGUCUUGUUGUAAUUAAGCCUGUCAAAUCAGCAUCUGUCUUGGAGUUUGAAUCAGCUUUGCAUUUGAUUCAUAUGAGAAGCAAGAAGUAUUGGUGUGCAUGGUACGUUUUAGUAAAGGCAUCAAAAGAGAUUUUGUUUUUGUUCAAAAGUAUCAGGUUAAGAGACACAGGAAAUCAUGUCUACUGUAAUCUGUAACAGCUUUGACUGCACACAUUGUAUAUAUGAAUGGUAAGACUGUUCAAAAGUUUGGAAUUGGCAAAAGAAAUUCAUGACUUGAACAACAUUUAUCUUAUAUAAAUUGCUUUAUUGUUAUCUCAAGAAUAUCCACUUGCAUACUGAGAGUUUAAUAUCCAAAAUAAAUACAGCCUUAUAUCCUGUUCUUGCUUUUAUCAAAAUAAACCCUUUUGGACCUAUCUGACAGGCACAAAAAAUACCUUGCGUAAAUCUCACAGCCUGUAACAUUAUCUUGCUUCUGGAUAUGUUGCUAGGGCUGGUCCACACAUUUUGGAAGUCUUGGUCUCACAUUCCUCUACAGCGGUACGAUAGCCUGAUUGGUGGGUGGUGCAUCAUUGUUUCUGCCCAGCACAGUUAGUGGUUAGUGUUAUGGUGUGGGAUGCGUUGGUAUUAAUAUUCAUAGUGUUGUUCCACACUACUGGACUGGACACAUUUAACACUUCUUUUCAGGCCUCAGAAUGUUUCAUGGGUAGUGUGCCUUGAAUCAAGUGCAUUUUUAAAACCAUCAACUGUCAGAUACCUUGAAAAAUAUUAAAUAUUUCAAAUUCAACAAAUAAUUAGAUCAGUUAUUUUAAUUGAGAGUUUAUGUUGGAAUAAAAACCAGAAGACCCUGCGGCCCUCGAGGACUGGAGUGUGGCACCCCUGGUCAAUAUGUUUUUUUCAAUAUGUUUUUUUCAAGAACAUGACAUUCAACAAAGUGUAGACCAAAUUGAUGUAUGUGGUCUUGCAUUUCUUUGCCUAGUCCACACUUGUGAAAAAUACAGCAUUAGAUAUUGAUAAUUAAAAAAAAAACAAAAUGUUUAAAAUUAUAUUAACAUUUAAUUAUCACUAAGUGAAUUUGUCUUGAAUACACAUGGAGAUUCUUGUUGUUUUUGUGUGUAAACGUGUUGUCUUUAAAAGAAACCAAUUGUUACUGCUCAUAGACUGUAAUGUCUAUUUAUUGUUUCUGCAAUUUAGUUGUAUCCCUUGGUUGAACUUCUUAAAAAAGAAUGCUCUGAAGUACAUUUAUGUUUAGAAAACAAAGUAUUUUGUUUUGAAUAGAAAGUUCUAUUAUCCUUGUGGAAAGUCCUGCAUGUCUCCCAGUAAGCCUGAUGCUGUUGAACUGUUUGAAAUGUAACUGAAAGCUUUAUUUCUUGACUGUAAUUACUGGAAACUGAUGGUGUUAUGGAAAAAUAUGGACAUAUUAAAGGCAGCCAUUGGUUACACAGUGAGUGUAAUGUGGCUUUUGAACAAUAUUACCCUUGAUAAAACCAAAAGAUAAUCAAUUAAUUUCAAGUUUGUUUUAGUUGUGGUUAAAAAUAAUAAUAAUAAUAAUAAUAAUAAUAAUAAUAAUAAUAAUAAUAAUAGACAAAUUACAGUAAAAACAAAACAGUUUAAGCAUGUCAAGUCUUUUCACAGCCAAAAAAAACUUUUAUGAAGAAAUGACCUCAUUAUAUGAUUCCUGUCUGCCUUGAUCUAACUUCUUCUAAUGUAGUGUCAUUUCUAAUGUGUAAUUUUCUUUUUUGUUCACUGUGGACCAAUGAUUUAUUGUAGAUUCGCCCUUUAUGAAGUCAUGUAUGUGGGCUGCCAGCAUGAUGGUUAUUAUUGCACACUUGGUUUCCCAGGCUGUAUCGCUCAAAUUAAAAAGAAAACGUUUGUGU
Messenger RNA from Polyodon spathula (Mississippi paddlefish), 3217 nucleotides. Its product is annotated as inorganic pyrophosphatase-like. Lineage: Eukaryota; Metazoa; Chordata; Actinopteri; Acipenseriformes; Polyodontidae. Bases 150 to 1091 code for a protein of 313 amino acids. Gene Ontology annotation, biological process: phosphate-containing compound metabolic process. Gene Ontology annotation, molecular function: magnesium ion binding; inorganic diphosphate phosphatase activity. Gene Ontology annotation, cellular component: cytoplasm. The record is from RefSeq and is a predicted model, not a curated record. The transcript has 10 exons.